AUGGACAUAAAAGCCAUAACUAACAACUUGGACAAAGGAUCGGACUGCCUUGUUUCUAGUUUCACAGGCCGGGGCCUGGCCGCGUUCAUCGACGGCAAGGUGGAGCUGUACCUCGACUGUUCGCGAAACGAUGGCAACAUUUCCUUUGCCAGCAAAACGAUGCUCGUGCCAUGUCCCUCAAUCGGUUCGCCAAUAACGUGGAUCUCUACCUCGCCCAAUGGUUCCCAAAUUGCCCUCAUCGGCAAGAAUGAUAUCUGGAUCGUGCGGGUUAGCCCUCAAGUCUGGGCCACAUCGGCGUUGAUUGGAAGCUCGCGCUUUAUGCAGGAGAGCUAUCUAUCAGAAACGAUUCGCGUCGGUCCGAAGGAGUCUUUCCCAAGCAUCGUCGGGAAUGCCGUCAAAUGGCUGCCCACUUCCGACUCUUCCAAAACACAAUACAUCGCCAUUUUGGCCAGGGAUCGGAUUAGGAUCUACAACGUUGACGAGUCGAACGAUUGCCCGCUGUUCGAUAUCGAGUACGACGGGCUGUUGCCGAACGAUCGGACGAUGGUCAAGGGCGAAUCGACCUACGGGCUUUCGGUGCGGAUAGCAGCCUAUUGCUUCUUGAACCAGGCCGGCCUCUACUAUCUGCUCGCCGUCGAUUCCGAGGGCAACAUCAGCGCCUGUGAUUUUGACGUGAUUACGGGCGCUAUAACGGACCCGAUCCCUGUCAAGACACCGGAAGCGAUCCCUUGUGAGGCCGUCGACUUCUACCAUAUUGAGCACGCCAACUCGGCGCUUUUCGACGUGGUCGGGCUGAUCGGCAGCGGCUUUUCACUCGUUCAUUUAGUCGCCUUUGUCAACGAUGAUGGAUACGUUGAGCUUUAUCUGCAAGAUCAACACCGUCUGUCGUCUGAUUCACCGGGCGAUGAACCGGCCGUCGCCGCCGAUCUCCUCCAGAACGGCACUUAUUUGAUCUCAACCUCGUCCGCUCUUCUCUACGUGAAUUGUCUGCCGUGGAUUGCCCACUAUCUGGAUGCGGCCUCGUCGAGUGGAGAUCAAACGUCGUUCUCCGAGAUUCUGCGCGUGCAGCCGGACACUGAGAAUAAGGAAAACGGCAUCUCUACUCGCACCUCAUCUGCCCCUCCACUCAUCAUCCACACCCGCAGCUUCGACGGCUCGGUCUCCCCGAAUGGUCUCCUCCUCAUCCACGCAUCACCCGAUCUGCCCACUGCUUUUAUUAGUCAUCAACUCCCCGCCGCGCCGAUCGCCACCGCGCCUGACACCCAAUUCCUCGAGCCGAACCCGCGGGCUGACAAAUUCCACCUGGAGAUUGAAACGAUCCUGUCGAAGGUCGAGCCGCUCACAAGACCCAUUCCCCUCCAAAACGAGGAGGACAUCAUCGCCCAGCUCACCCGACUGCUCGCCAACGGGACGGCCAAUUGUGAGAAGCAGAGUGAGGCUGCGCGUGCCGCUCUCGCCCACGUGCGCGGCAUCUACGAUUCGCUGAAGGGCGCCGUGAAGGAGCAUCAGGACCUAACGACUCGCCAGAAUGCGGUAGUUGCCCAGAUGACGGACAACUCGGACAAGCUGUGUGAGGCAAAGUCUCGAAUCUUGUCCGCUGAGGAUCGGCUGAAUCGGAUAUUUACAACGGCUUGCGCAAAUCUGCCGCUUUCCGAAGACGAACAGAAGAUCCUGCAACGACUGCAGGCUUACAAGAAGGAUGUGGAAAGGAUGGAGGUCGCCCUUGCUAAGAAAACCCUCGAAUUGGCGAUGGAAGGGAAAAAGCGACUGCCGCCGACCCGUUCGUUCGUCUCGACACCACAGGGACGCCAAGCGAAUACGCAGAGAUGUGUCCGUGAAGUGGAAUGUCUGGUGGAACGGAUGGAUGGGCUGAAGAGUCGUGCCGAUGCCCUCGCCAAUAAUUCAUUU
Messenger RNA from Mesorhabditis spiculigera, 1908 nucleotides. The record is from the annotation of a GenBank genome assembly. Lineage: Eukaryota; Metazoa; Nematoda; Chromadorea; Rhabditida; Rhabditidae.